This is a messenger RNA of Penicillium odoratum, 531 nucleotides long. Its product is annotated as carboxymuconolactone decarboxylase family protein. The coding region runs from base 1 to 531 and encodes 176 amino acids. Gene Ontology annotation, molecular function: peroxiredoxin activity. The transcript has a single exon. The record is from RefSeq and is a predicted model, not a curated record. NCBI's taxonomy places the organism in Eukaryota, Fungi, Ascomycota, Eurotiomycetes, Eurotiales, Aspergillaceae.
AUGCGACUUGAAUAUACGCCCCUUGAACCUUACUUCGAGAAAUAUGAAGAAAAACAAAUCCUUGAUCGCGUACUCCAGCGUCGAGGCGGCGCGCUGAUCCCUCUCGACCGAACCUUGCUAUAUGCACCACUCAUUACCGAUGGUUUUAACUCUUUUAUGAUUGCUCUGCGAACAAAAAAUUCUCUGCCGCCAGAUGUAAGAGAAAUUGUAUUCUGUCGAGUUACCGCAUUGACUUUAUGUUGGUACGAAUGGAAUAUUCAUGCGCCUAUUGCCCUAUCAACAGGAGUUAGCCAGGAAGGUCUUGAAGAUGUGCGCAAUCUUCAUUUGACCGGGGCAAAAGGGCUCAACGAUUGUCAACUGUCUGUUGUUAAAUAUACCGACGCUAUCACGACCGCCGGGAAGGUUCCUGACGCCGUUUUCGAAUUGACUCGGGCGUUUUUCAGUGAAAAGGAAAUGGUAGAAUUGACAGCAAGUAUUGCUGGAUUCAAUACUGUGGCACGUUUCUGUGUGGCGCUCGAAGUUGGAGAGUAA